AGACCAGCCUCGACGCCGACGCCGCCCCCGCAGCCCCCGCCGCCCCCGCCGCCGACGCGGCCGACUCUGCACACCAGCUGGCCCCGCCCGCAGGCGCACCCCUGCGCGCCAAGUCCGUCGAGUUCCUGCUCGACAAGGAAAACCACGCCGCCGCACAGCCCCCUGAGAAUGAGCUGCAGAAGAUUGGGUGCAACAGGACGAUGUCUGAACACCAGAUGCGCGUGCAGCGCUCGCUGCAGAAGCUGCACGUGCCCGACUGGUACAAGAAGUCGACGGUGGCCAGCCGGCCCGAGGGCUUCUUGCUCAAGCGCGGCAGCACCAACUCGGCGCUGCACCACUGGCCAGGCCUCGGCUCCAAGACCACGUCGCUCUCCAGCCUCGGCUCGACCAGCCUAACCGCCUCGCGCUCGCCGACUAGGAAGCACUGCUGGAACCGACCGGCUAACUCCCCUCAUCAAAGCAUCCAGACACAUCGUCAAAGACAGACUCCGGCUUUCGAAGAGCUUAAACAACCCAGCGACAGUCAGCAGUUCAGAGGCAACCUGCUGAGCCCGAGCCCGGGCCCGCACGUGUACAUGCGCUGGAGCACGAGCCGGCUCAACAGCGGCGGCACGUCUGCGAGCACGUCGCCGUGCGGGUCGCUGCGCUCGUCGUUCAACUACCGCCAGCCGUACCUGGGCUGGCGCUCGCAGGAGCGGCUGACGCAGCCGCGCACGCCCGCGGAGCGCCUCGCCGCCGGCCUGCUGCCAAAGCUCAACCCGCCUCGGCCGCCGCACCCGGACGCCGACGUGGACGCUGACGCCGAAGCCGACAAAGCCGCCGGCGAUGAAAAGGUCUCAAAUUUGUCCGAAGUCCAGACAUCUAUAAAAGAAGUGACAUCAGCCAUUGUCCACUAUGUUUCUGGAGUCAAGGAUGGACAAAAUGAAAACAUGCCAAGCAGCAACAGGCACAGCCCACGAGGCAGUGGACGACUCUGCUGGUUAGAGAGCUCAUUUGUGGGGAGCAGACCAUUAGAUUCACCGGAAACUCCGCUCCUGCUUACAAGCACAAAAACAUUUGGCAGUGACAGUGAUCCUACUGCUAGCAAUAUUGGCAUGGUACCCAUGGACAAGACUGGCACUGCAGCAAAUGAACUGUAUCUGGAGCUUAGUAAUACAGCCACUGAAACCUUCAACACACGUCAGUUGAAUGGAGCACCUUGCAAAAGGCCAAGUCCAAGUUCAACCACACUGGAAGAUGUACUGGACUCGUUACUGGGCUUACCUCCAGCUUCUCGGUCUCCCAGUCCAGGACCUGUUCAUGCAACUGACUUCGCAGGAUUAAAACUUGGCAGAAUGAGGCCAUCCAUGCUGGAGCAGUGUCAUCUGGAGGAAAUGGAUCACCAAUGCAGUAAAUGCAGUAACAGUGAAAGACAUUUACAGUGUAAGUGUGGAAACAAUAUUAAUCAGUCAUUUGCAAACAAUUGACUAUGUUCUAAAAUAAUCAGUAUGUAGAAAAAAGUGGUUGGCUGUAUGUUCAAAUGCGCUAGAAGUGUGAUAUAUUAUAUAAAAAUGCAUCCUUUUAAUUGAUCUUGACUUCACCAGUGAAACUGAAUUUAUUAUGUGUCAUAUGUCUGAAUAUAAACAGUUGUUUACCCAAAGCUUAAAUUUUUAUGCCAGUUGUUGCUUGUAUACACUGUACAGCCAGGCACUCAUAUAAUUAUUGUGAAUGUAUGGUUAAGGUAUCAGUUAGGCAGAGAAAUGCAAUGCAUGACCUAAAUUUAUGUGUAAAAUAUGUCCCUGAAGUGGAUGAAGCCCAUCAUAGUGUUCCUGCAGAAUAAAAUAUGCUGCAAUAGCAGAAGCCUUUAUUUAGACUGUUUUGUGAGCUGUAUACUGUCUGAUGUUACCUGAAAAUAAUAAACAAAUGUUAUUCUUGACACCAAUUUACUGUGAUAUAAGCUUACCUAAUGUAAUACUUCAAUGUAGCUUAAUUUAUUGUGUAUUACCUAUAAAAUGUAGAUGUUCUCCUGAAUUAAUUUAUAAUUAACAAAUGAUUGAUGACAAGCAGAAAAAUCCAUUGUAUUAUAUUAAUCAAAAUUUUGUGAGCUGGAUUAGUGAGGAAUCUGUGGUUAACCAUUAUCAUCAGUACAAGUUGUAUAAAGCUAACCUGAAUAGCAUUAAUAUAUUAUUUUAGUCAUACCUUCUUGGGCUGGCAGGCACAUCUACCAGGAUGUUCCUUGCUCUAAGACAGAUCUUUGCUGGGCCACAAUGGUAAACCUACAGUGCCUUUGUCAGCUAUAUUAUGUGUUAUUUUCAUCUAUUCUAUUCCUGGAAAACUGAGAAAUAAAUCUCUUUACACCAUGACCCAACUAUCUAACAUGUGUUACUCGUAUAUGUUAGUGAUAUAAUUGUCAUUUCCAUAAGUGUCCAGUUAAGCAACAAAGUUUAUAAUCAGGGUGAUAGAAGCAAUCCUAGUGAUGCAAAGCUUAUUGGACUGUAGCUACAAAUGCUGAGAAACUAUGUGAGAUACUAUAUAUGUAAGUUAUGAUGGAGCAAAGAAUAAUUAUGGUACUAUAAAAUCUUAUUCUCAACUAUUAAAUUUCUGCCUUUCUUACUGAAA
Messenger RNA from Schistocerca nitens (vagrant locust), 2598 nucleotides. RefSeq lists its product as uncharacterized. The record is from RefSeq and is a predicted model, not a curated record. The transcript has 7 exons. Bases 201 to 1466 code for a protein of 421 amino acids. NCBI's taxonomy places the organism in Eukaryota, Metazoa, Arthropoda, Insecta, Orthoptera, Acrididae.